AUGUGUUUAAGAUUUGAAAGACUAAUGAGUUUAUGCUACAUGGCAGUCCUGGGAUGCACCAUUCAGCUGGUUCCCAGGCAGAGAGGUUUGCAUUCUCUUUCUUGUUUUGAGGAGCGAGAUUAUUUUUUGUGUAUUCAACUGCUUGUUCCUCCUUCUGUUUCCUUACCUUUGAGUCCCUUCCACAAAAAUAUCUUCCACAUACCCAGCAGUUUUUAUCCCUUUGGCCCAUUUAACUCCAUUAUGAGACAAUCUGUCUUCCCUGCAAACUUCACUGAGGAUUGCUGUUGGCUUUCCCAAAGAUGCAGAUACCUUCAGUAA
Rangifer tarandus platyrhynchus (Svalbard reindeer) is the source of this 318-nucleotide messenger RNA. The record is from the annotation of a GenBank genome assembly. NCBI's taxonomy places the organism in Eukaryota, Metazoa, Chordata, Mammalia, Artiodactyla, Cervidae.